UGCUGGCGGCCGGGCCGGUGCGGCGGCUGCUGCGGGCCGGGGAGGGCGCCAGGCACCGAGCCAUGCGGAGCUGGGGGGUGCUGGGGGGCGCGGCGGCGGCGCUGGCGGCCGGCAUUUACGUCCUGUGGGGCCCCAUCGGCGGCAGGAAGCGGCGGCGGAGAGGGCUGGUGCCAGGCCUCCUGAACCUGGGCAACACGUGUUUCAUGAACUCCCUGCUGCAGGGCUUGUCCUCCUGCCCCUCGUUCAUCAGGUGGCUGGAGGAGUUCACAGCCCAGUACAGGACAGAGCAGAAGGCCCAGGAGCACCAGCAGCUCCUCUCCGUGACGCUGCUGCAGCUCCUCAGAGCUUUGUCCUGCCAGGAGGUGACAGAGGACGAUGUCCUGGAUGCCAGCUGCCUGCUGGAGGUGCUGAGGAUGAACAGGUGGCAGAUCUCCUCCUUUGAGGAGCAGGAUGCCCAUGAGCUGUUCCAUGUCCUGACCUCUUCCCUGGAGGACGAACGGGAUCGGCAGCCCCGUGUGACCCAUUUGUUUGAUGUGCAAUCCCUGGAGCAACCAGAAAUAAUCCAAAAGCAAAUAAGCUGCAGGACAAGAGGAUCUCUUCCCCCUAUGUCCAACCACUGGAAAACUCAGCACCCUUUCCAUGGAAGGCUGACCAGCAACAUGGUCUGCAAACACUGUGAGCACCAGAGCCCUGUGAGGUUCGACACCUUCGACAGCCUCUCCCUGAGCAUUCCAGCAGCUGUGUGGGGUCGUCCCAUGACACUGGACCAUUGCCUCCAUCACUUCAUCUCCUCAGAGUCUGUGAAGGAUGUUGUGUGUGACAACUGCACCAAAAUCCAGGCAGAAGGAAUUCUGAAUGGACAGAGCAUAGAAAACCAGAGAACAACGUUUGUUAAGCAAUUAAAGUUAGGAAAGCUGCCCCAGUGUUUAUGCAUCCACCUGCAAAGGCUGAGCUGGUCCAGCCAAGGCACUCCCCUGAAGAGACACGAGCACGUCCAGUUCAACGAGUUCCUGGUCAUGGACAUCUACAAAUAUCGGGUUCCUGGUCCCAAAUCCUGCCAGGAGCAGCUCAGCCAGAAAAACUCUGAGGAGACAACCCCUGGAAUGAAGGAUGGGAGAGCAGGGAAACCUUCAGAUGCAGAGCAACCAGCUGGUACCAAACCUCUCUUCAUGAAUGGUGCCUCCUCUUCCUCCUCCUCCUCUCCCUCAUUUUUGAUGUCCCCAGGAACUUUCCCACUUACUUCAUUCCCUGAGUGUAGGGCCCCGCUGUACCUGUACCGCCUGAUGGCCGUGGUGGUGCACCACGGGGACAUGCACUCGGGACACUUCGUCACCUUCCGGCGCGCGCCGGGCGCCCGCGGCAGCCAGUGGCUCUGGAUCUCGGACGAGUCGGUGCGCAGGGCCAGCCUGCACGAGGUGCUGGCUGCCAGCGCCUACCUGCUGUUCUACGAGCGCGUGCACGGCCGGGCCCAGCCCCAGAGCCCGGCCCAGAGCUGAGCCAGCAGUGCUGGGAUGGCCCCAGCCCUCGGGACCGUCCCAGCCCUCGGGGUCGUCCCAGCCCUCGGGACCGUCCCAGCCCUCGGGGUCAUCCCAGCCCUCGGGACCGUCCCAGCCUCGGGGUCGUCCCAGCCCUCGGGGUCAUCCCAGCCCUCGGGACCGUCCCAGCCCUCGGGACCGUCCCAGCCUCGGGGUCAUCCCAGCCCUCGGGGUCGUCCCAGCCUCGGGACCGUCCCAGCCUCGGGGUCGUCCCAGCCCUCGGGGUCAUCCCAGCCCUCGGGGCCGUCCCAGCCCUCGGGGUCGUCCCAGCCCUCGGGGUCAUCCCAGCCCUCGGGACCGUCCCAACCCCUGGGACCAUCCCAGCCCUCGGGACUGUCCCAGCCUCGGGGUAAUCCCAGCCCUGGGACCAUCCCAGCCCUUGGGACCGUCCCAGCCUCGGGGUAAUCCCAACCCCUGGGACCAUCCCAGCCCUUGGGAUCUCCCAGCCCUGGGACCGUCCCAGCCCUCGGGAUCAUCCCAGCCCUCAGAUGGAGCCUCCGUUAUGCAAAGCUCCCCCUCUCCAGGCUCCCUUCCCUGUGGUGGGAGCAGCUGGGAGUUGUGGUUUGUACCCAAAUCCUGCUGUUCCAGCGCCGUGCAGCCCCGGGUGUGUGUUGAGAAGUGUUUCUCUGCCUUGUCCCAAGGCUCUGUUCCGUGUCCUGCCACCGCACUUUUCCCAGGGAGAUGCUUUAUCCCACAUGUUUCACUUCCCAAGGGAGAGCCCUGGAAAGGGUUGAGGUCAAGCUGCUGUUGAAGAGCCCCUCCCUGUCCCAGUCCCUCCCCUGGCACCUCUCCCUUAUGCACCAGCCCCUCCAGAUUCCCUUCCCUGUGGCAAUGGCUGGGAAUUGUGUUUUGUACCAAAAUUCCCAGAGCUGUUCCCAAGUCCAGCCCCACGCGUGUGUUGAGCAGCCUUUGUCAGGCAGGGAUUUGAUCCCAAGGCUCUGUUGCCAGCAUUUCCCAGCGGGGAGCCCUGGGAGGGGGCGAUGGGAAGCUGCUGUUGGCAAUGAUUUAAGACACAAAGUGCCUUGAGCUUCCCUCAACAGCUGCAUUGCCACUGGCCCAGCCCUCUGCAUGCCCACUGCGUCCUGGGAAUGCCUCACACCCACGGAUGAACUCGUGCCAUCCCAUUCCUCCUGACCCAUCAAGGCAUCUCCACUAACUGCCCCCAUCCAAAAAAUUUCCCUGCUCACACGAUUUUCCUCCUACUUCACUUCUUUAUAAUAUAUAAAGUCCUGCUCCUGAUUUAAAUUGCUUUAUCCAGGAGAUAAUUUUGUAUCUAUUAAGAGCUGAAACCUUAAUUUAUUGCUCCAUACCUUUGGAAUCUAGCUGGAAUCAGCACAUGGGAGUGUUUGUUAGUGCUCAGUGUUGUCAUUUCCUUCAGCACUGUUGAAUCCAGUUGUUUUGUAGCAUCAACUACAACUUUUAAUGCUGUGAUUUCCAAGCUGCUGUAACUGUUCUAGACUUGUCCUUCCCAUUUUAUUGCUGGAAUCUGCUAUUCCCAGCAUUGGGAUCCACGCUCCUGGCUUGCAGCUCAGCUGUAGAGCAGCCCCUGGCCUUGUUAAACGGAAUAUAAACAACAGGGCCAGGACUGGUGGGCACUUUCUGGUCUCAUGAAGAAAUCUGGGAAUCCUGCAUUAGCCCCAGGCUGUCCUGUAAAUAGAAAUAAGGGGAAUUGUGCUGCUUUGGAUUGUUUAAUGUGCAAAAAAAAAAAAAAAAAAAUCCCAAAGCACAGAGGGAGAAGCAGAAAAAAAUCCUCCUUUAAAAACCUGCUUUUAAAUGACCAGGAAUAAAAUAUGUAGGUUGUUUUUAGCUCUUUUCUGUCCUUGUAAGCUUGGAGGAGAAAAAUCCCUCAUCAGACAAGCUUUUUUUCAGUGUGAAGUUUUCAAAUAACAACGUCUUAAAUAGUUUUUUUAGGGCAACUUUGUACCUCAUGAAUUCAUAGUGCUGCCCAAAGCUUGGGGGUGUUCACACUUCCUCAGGAGAGGCUCCAAACCAGCCAAAGCAGGAGUGGUAAAAUGGGUGGAUAUGCAAAAUUAUUUACAUAACUCAUCAUUCCAGAGUCUGGAGCACAAUUCCUGGCCCAGGUAAUGCUCAUAGUACAUAAAUAUUGAUAAAUCCACUGCUGGACUGGGACCUGGUUCCUGGCUGUGCUGCAUGAGCAGUAGCUUGGUUUUAACUUGUUUUAAUUUACAAAAAAACCAAGAAUCUAAACAAAAAAGCCUUGAAGGAUGCUAAAUGCCAAAAAUUUGCUCUGGCCACUGAAGGGAGAAGGAUUCAGCCCUCCCAACUGGGAGCCAUCUAAAACCAUCACCCCAACAUCUCCCUCCAGCAGAUCUGCCCCUGUACCUCAGAACUGAAACCAUUUCCAGUGCCAGCAGUGGCUGUCCUGCAUUCUCCAGGCUCAAUGCUCUGCUUGGGGGGUUUUCCUGGAUUUAGGGGUUUUUCCUGGAUUUGGGGGUUCAGCUGAGCAGCCCCUUGGCUUAGUGGUGCUGGAGGGAGGGGCAGAGGACACGCAGAUGGACUGAAAUCUGAAGUCAGGCAGCUGGGACCAGCAGGUUUCCUCUUGCCAAGAGCUGUUUCCCUGGGCUGUGGAUUGACUCUGGAUCUCCCUCAAGGGCUAUCAAGGUGGGGGUUGAGCUUUUUUCUGGCUUUGCUGGGUGGGGAGGAGUAAAUGGGCUUGGCUUAACCCUCAGGUGAGGAAGGGAGCAAAGCCCAGCACCUCAGUCCUGGCCCUGAGCUCUGCCAGAUCCUGCCACCCCCUGUGAGCUGGGGAUCUGUGCAGGGCUUUGGGAGCUCAUCCUCUACUCUGGAGGUCACUGGGAUCUGUUUUCCAGCCUCUGGAAUUUGUGCAGGUGUUUGGGAACCAACCCUCCUCCCCUCUGCAGGUCCCAGGGCUCUGGUGUUUGCCAGCCAAGCCUCCCUUUGGAGGUCACUGGGAUCUGCCUUUCCAGAAGUCACAGAACUCUGUUUUUUCCAGCCAAACCUCCCCUCCGGAGGUGCCUGGGAUCUGUUUUCCAGCCAAACCUCCCUUCUGGGAAGGCUCUAUGCAGCCACAAGGCUCAAAUGCUGGUAGUCGUCCCUCCCAAGCUGCCGUGGUGGAGAAGAUAUUAAUAAAUUGUAAAGAAUUAAGAGCUCCAA
This is a messenger RNA of Lonchura striata (white-rumped munia), 4670 nucleotides long. It is a transcript of the gene USP30, whose product is annotated as ubiquitin specific peptidase 30. NCBI's taxonomy places the organism in Eukaryota, Metazoa, Chordata, Aves, Passeriformes, Estrildidae. Gene Ontology annotation, molecular function: cysteine-type deubiquitinase activity. The record is from RefSeq and is a predicted model, not a curated record. Gene Ontology annotation, biological process: protein deubiquitination. Gene Ontology annotation, cellular component: nucleus; cytosol.